AAGGUUGAGUAGCUUGACUAAAUACUGCUUGUACGUGCAUGUUUCUGCCUAGCAUGGAAUGGAGGGUAGAAUCCGCCUGUUCUUUGUGGUUUAUCAUUCCUGUGUUUUGUAGAACAGAAUAUAAGCCUAGUCUUAUGGGAAAGCGGCACUGAAUAGGACACAAUAUUUAAUAAAUGGUAUGAAAGCAUAGCUGGCAGGCACUUUAAAAGGUUUUAUAAUAUACUUCACUUCCCUGCAAAAACAGGUGUUUCCCACUAGUCCUGAUAUUUUUAACCUGUUCUUCAAAACAUAGCUGAUGGUCAGUCCUGUGGAUUACCUCACGAGUUAAUCAGUUCCGCUGCUUCAGUAUCUUUCCGGUGCACACUGCUAUAGGGGUAUACAAGUCACUAUAAGCAUCAAAGCAUGUUUUUCGUUAAAGUAUUGUGGGAGAAGUUGUGUAACAAACACAGCAUGUUGUUUUAGUGGGAAGAAAAUCUCAUUAUGGCACCAUCAGGAAGAAAGCAUCAAGGAAAAGGUGGUAAAGCAGCACAGGAAGAUCAAGCCAUACCUGCCUAUGACUUUCAAGACGAAAGAAAAGAUCUGAGUGGAUCUGAAGAAGAUAUUAGAGAAGGUGAAACAACGGUGGUGGACAAACAUGGGAAGAAAAGACCUUUGGUGACUCCUCAUGUGGUUUCAGAUGACGUGGGGGGUGAAGUACAGAAUAUGUUGGAACGAUUUGGAGCUGACAUUAACAAGGCUCUCCUAGCUAAAAGGAAAAGAUUAGAAAUGUAUACUAAAGCCUCGCUCAAAACCAGUAACCAGAAAAUUGAACAUGUUUGGAAAACACAGCAAGAGCAAAGGCASAAGCUCAAUCAUGAGUAUUCCCAGCAGUUCUUGACUUUAUUUCAGCAAUGGGAUAUAGAUGUGCAGAAAGCAGAAGAACAGGAAGAAAAGCUGGCAAAUAUGUUUCGUCAGCAACAAAAACUUUUUCAACAGGCGAGAGUAGUGCAAAGUCAGAGACUGAAGACCAUUAAGCAGCUCUAUGAGCAGUUCAUAAAGAGCAUGGAAGAGCUGGAGAAGAACAAUGAAAAUCUUCUGGCUGGUGCGCAAAGUGAGCUUCGCAAAGAAAUGGCUAUGUUGCAGAAGAAGAUCAUGAUGGACACGCAACAGCAGGAGAUGGCAACUGUUCGCAAGUCUCUUCAGUCCAUGUUAUUCUGA
Nothoprocta perdicaria is the source of this 1197-nucleotide messenger RNA. RefSeq names its product synaptonemal complex protein 3 (gene SYCP3). The transcript is spliced from 8 exons. Lineage: Eukaryota; Metazoa; Chordata; Aves; Tinamiformes; Tinamidae. Bases 481 to 1197 code for a protein of 238 amino acids. The record is from RefSeq and is a predicted model, not a curated record. Gene Ontology annotation, cellular component: synaptonemal complex. Gene Ontology annotation, biological process: meiotic cell cycle; spermatid development.